Messenger RNA from Habropoda laboriosa, 978 nucleotides. RefSeq names its product retinol dehydrogenase 13-like. Lineage: Eukaryota; Metazoa; Arthropoda; Insecta; Hymenoptera; Apidae. Bases 1 to 978 code for a protein of 325 amino acids. The record is from RefSeq and is a predicted model, not a curated record. The transcript is spliced from 6 exons.
AUGCGUUGGGCUUUUCCAAAACCUCUUUACUAUUACACAACCGGUAUAACUAUUGUCGGUUCUGUUUACUUACUAAAAGAUUAUCUAGGUGGAGUUGUUUAUCAGACAAAUGAACAUAUGAAGGAUAAAAUAGUUAUUGUGACAGGAGCAAACAGUGGAAUUGGUAGAGAAGUAGCUCUUGAUUUAGCCAAACAUGAAGCCACAGUUAUAAUGGCCUGCAGAGAUAUGGAUAAAUGUGAAAUUGAACGUGUUCAGAUGGUAAUGGAAACUAGGAAUAAAUAUAUUUAUUGUAGAAAAUGUGAUUUAGCAUCUCAAACAAGUAUUAGAAAUUUUGUAAAUGAAUUUAAGAAAGAGCACAAGAAACUCCAUAUUCUUAUAAAUAAUGCAGGAGUAAUGUCAUGUCCUAAAACCUAUACUGAAGAAGGAAUUGAAAUGCAGCUUGGUGUAAAUCAUAUGGGACACUUUUUGUUAACAAAUUUAUUGUUAGAUGUUUUAAAAGAUUCUGCACCAGCAAGAAUUAUAAAUGUUUCCAGUGCUGCACACAAGCGUGGAAAAAUUAACCUAAAGGAUUUAAAUAGUCAAGAGGAUUAUGAACCUAGUGCAGCAUAUGCACAGAGCAAAUUAGCUAAUAUCUUAUUUACAAGAGAAUUGGCAAAUAAAUUAAAAGGUACUGAUGUAACAGUAAAUGCAGUUCAUCCUGGUAUUGUGCGAACAGGAAUAACGCGACAUAUGGGCCUUGCUCAAUAUUUUUUAGGUCGAAUACUUAUAAAUACAAUAACAUGGAUAUUUAUUAAGCCACCCACGAGGGGAGCACAGCCUAUUUUAUUUCUUGCAUUAGAUCCAUCUGUGAAAGAUGUAACUGGAGCCUAUUUCGAGAAGAAUAAAACGCACGAUCUUACUAUAAAUGCAAAAAAUGACGAUAUUGCAAGAUGGCUGUGGGAAGUUAGUGCAAAAUGGACGAGGUUAAAUGUUGUAUAA